CACACAAACCUCAAGCAAAUCAGCUGCGUAAAGAUGUUUGUUUAGUGCAGCAAGUCAAUUUUCUAUUAAAAUUUAAAUUAAAUUAUUUAAAAGAAAAGAUUUUAAUUAAUAUAAUCACCCCAUAAUAAAUGUCUUUAAAUACAUACAACAUGGCAAGUGACGACGAACGUUUUGCUGAUUAUAACGAGGAUUCACGAUCCAAUAACUAUGAACAGAAUGCCUAUGAUAGUGAAGAAGAUACAGAUGAUGCUAGCGAAACAGAAUUCCGCAAUAAUGGAAGAAGUCAGGGUUACAGCAGUGCCUCCCACAAUACAAAUGGCACGAACCAUGAACUAAAGGAACAAAUGUAUCAACAUAAGUUGGCUAGCUUGAAUAAACAAUUGGAAGAAUUGAAAAAUUUAUCACAUCCAGAAUAUAUGAAAAGAUUAAAAAAAUUGGAAAAUCAGUAUAAAGAACGCUUACGGCUGAAUGAAAUUUACCGAGAUUAUCUACAAGAGUGUGUUGAAAGAGACUACAUAUUGGAAAAGAAAGCUGCACAGAAAGAAUAUGAUGAAAAGAAGAUUGAUCUUAAGGAUAACAUAUUAACAGAUUUUGAAGAACGUAGAAAGGUUAUAGAAAAUGAGAGAUAUAGUCUGGAAUUAACAAAUGAUUCAAUGGAGAUAAAGCCUACCAUUACAAGAAAACUUAGAAGGCGACCGAAUGAUCCCGUACCGGUUGUAGAAAAGCGUAGAAAACCGACCACAGGACAGUUAUUGGUGUAUAUGUUGGAUGAAAAGGACAUAGAUAAUGAUCUAAAAACCAUUCAAAGAGGCAAACCUCUUACUCCUACUCUGCAACAAAAUGGCAUUAGCAGUUCGUAUUCAUCAAAUAACCACCAACAAAACUCAAUUGCUUCCGAUAAUGGUUGUCACUUUGUUGAAACUCGCAUAGAAGAUGGAAAAUUACUGUAUGAAAAACGAUGGUUUCAUCGUGGUCAGCAGAUUUAUGUAGAAGGAAAAGAUUUACCUAAAUUUGCUGCCACAAUCACUGCUAUUGGCAACGAAGUGGUAUGGGUGAAAAAAGUAAACGACAGUAGUAGCAGUAAAGUUAAAAUAAAUAUGUCUCAUUUAGCUAAGGGCAAAGUAACGAUAAAAAGACGUGCCAAUUGAUGACAAGCUGUAACGGAAAUUCCUGUUAUUAUUGCUUUGACUCAUCCUUAAAUAAUAUUAAUGUAUUUUAAUUCAAAUCUAUUAUAAAUAAGACAUAUAACUUUAGAAAGAAAAUUAUUUAUAUGUAGUUGCUUCAGCUGUAGUUUGUACGUAUGUAUGUAAAUAGCAUUAAGAUCAUAUAAAUACAACAUACAAGUACAUAAAGUAUCUUGUAAACACUAAUUAUAAUUAAAUAUAAACCGUUAUACAAGAUUAAGAAAACAAAAUUAUAUAUAAAAGAUAAUAUACUUUGUAAUUUGUUUUUUUAAAUACACAACAUA
Messenger RNA from Lucilia cuprina (Australian sheep blowfly), 1468 nucleotides. RefSeq names its product sin3 histone deacetylase corepressor complex component SDS3. Gene Ontology annotation, biological process: negative regulation of transcription by RNA polymerase II. The coding region runs from base 129 to 1148 and encodes 339 amino acids. Gene Ontology annotation, cellular component: Sin3-type complex. NCBI's taxonomy places the organism in Eukaryota, Metazoa, Arthropoda, Insecta, Diptera, Calliphoridae. The transcript is spliced from 7 exons. The record is from RefSeq and is a predicted model, not a curated record. Gene Ontology annotation, molecular function: histone deacetylase binding.